This is a messenger RNA of Linum tenue, 1466 nucleotides long. The record is from the annotation of a GenBank genome assembly. Lineage: Eukaryota; Viridiplantae; Streptophyta; Magnoliopsida; Malpighiales; Linaceae.
AUGGAGAAAAGCAACUGGCCAGCGCCAGCCUACUCGCUAAUUCUCCUUCUCUUCUUCAUCUCGACCUGCAGCUUCCUCUCAGCCUCAGCCGCCUCCUCCUCGUCGUCGUCGGUCCUAAACGAUUCAAUGAUGUACUGGAACCACAGGUGGGUGCCACAGCACAGGAAGAAGGGCGGGCGCGUCCAGUACGUGACCCACAACGUCCUGCACUACGGCGCCAAGGCGGACGGGGUGUCGGACUCCACGGCCGCCUUCUCGCAGGCGUGGGAGGAGGCUUGCAAGUCGUGGAGGCCGGCCUCGGUGUACGUGCCACGUGGCACCUACAUGCUGAAGCCCAUCGUGUUCUACGGGCCGUGCCAGAGCAAGAUGUUGUUCCACGUGGAGGGGAAGGUGGUCGGCCCAAAGCAUUACUGGGAGUUCGGCAAGUCCGGGUUCUGGAUCCUGUUCUACAAGCUGGAAAAGCUCACCAUCCUCGGUGGGACUUACGACGCUCAAGGCUCGGAUUAUUGGGCUUGCCGGAGGAGCCAAAGCCAGUGCACUCAAGGGACCAAGUCCAUAACCAUCAUCCAGUCCCGAAACGUGGUCGUUAAGGGGCUCAAGUCGCUGAACCCGCAGAUGUUCCACCUGGCAAUAGACCACUGCCACCAGGUGCUGCUGAAGAAGCUCUACAUCGAGGCCCCGUCCCGGAGCCUGAACACCGACGGGAUCCACAUCAUGUCGUCGGAAGGGAUCACCAUCGCCGGGGCGGUCAUCAAGACCGGCGACGACUGCAUCGCGAUCGGGCCGGGCACCAAGAACGUGCACAUCCGCGGGGUCCAUUGCGGGCCGGGCCACGGGAUCAGCAUCGGGAGCCUUGGGCUGCACACCCACGAGGCCGGCGUGGAGAACGUGUUCGUCACGGACUCGGUCAUGACCCGGACCCAGAACGGGCUCCGGAUCAAGUCCUGGGGCCGGAAGACCACCAGCUUCGUCAGGAACGUGCUCUUCCAGAACAUCGCCAUGGAGAAUUCCUACAACCCCAUCAUCAUCGACCAGAACUACUGCCCCUAUAACAAGAACUGCCCUGGAAUGGGUUCCGGCGUGAAGAUCACGGGAGUAACGUACAGGAACAUCCACGGCACCUCGGCGUCCCCGAUCGCCGUGAAGUUCGUGUGCAGCGCUAGCCGGCCGUGCACGGGCCUCCAGCUGCACAACGUCAAGCUCACGUACCACAAAGCCAUUGCGUCGUCGGUCUGCACCCAUGCCGGCGGCGGCGUCAGCGGUGUCGUUAGCCCUAGGAGUUGCUUCCGGAAGUGAUCAUCGCAUCGCUACACCCUGGCGUGCCGUGGAUCCACAUCUAAUUUCUUUCUUUGUAAUGUAGCCUCUUUAAUUAUGAUGAUUUUGUUACCACCGAACCGAUACUAUUUUUUCCUAAUCGAGUUUUUUGGUAUUUCUUAUGACACUAGUUGAUGUACUUGUGAAUUCAC